Pseudo-nitzschia multistriata is the source of this 3904-nucleotide messenger RNA. Lineage: Eukaryota; Bacillariophyta; Bacillariophyceae; Bacillariales; Bacillariaceae. The record is from the annotation of a GenBank genome assembly.
GGGAAGGAAAUGGAACAAUACUGUAACCCCUCGUGCACAUAGCCGACAUCAAGCCGACGCUUAGAUCAUCCCUCCAUCGCAAACAUAUCGAAUAGACGUGAAGAAGUGAAAACGAGAUAAUUUCAGAGGUCACAAUGCCCGAUUAUAGAGAAGCAUCGAAUUUCUGCGCCCGCUAUUCAAUUGUUGGCAUGAUUUUUAUGGUGCGUAUCACACUGUUCCUCCACGACUGACGCAACAAUGUUCUAAAGGAUUAGACGCACUUGCUGCAUGAAAGCUUAGGAUAGGUGAAUUUGAUGAUGCUUCUUUGGUCUAACUUUUAUUUUUGAUUACCGGUUUGGCUUCGACACAUGAUGCAUCGCAGGUCCUGAUUUCCAUGAUGCUGACAUACCAACCUUUUUACAUCGGAGGGAUCGAGGACUUAGAUCAGGCCCGAAGCAAUGCAUACGGUGGCGCCGGAACAUUUUUAUUUGUUUUCAUCUUAUCGGUUGUAUAUCUGGUGUUUGAUGCUCUAAGGGGAGGAGGCAACAACAGAAAUCGAAGGGAAUCAAGAAUUAGUCGUGGGAAUGAGUACGAUGCGGUAUCGUUGAGUGGUCUCGAUGGAACGGAACAGAUGAUGGAAAAUAUGGCAAAUCUGGAACUUCCUCCGAGUGUACAGGAAGCUCGCUUUACGUAGUGAAUGAAUCCUGAGGAAGCUAUUGCUUUGGUUCGGUUUGAAGUUGAAACAAAGAUCAUCGAACAAUCAAUGUCUGAGUCGGGUAUGUGGUAUUUACUACACUCGUUGAAAACAACGGGUCUUACACUGUAUCUCUUUCGAUUGGUCUUGAAUAUGCUGACUUUCAAGUGGAGUUCGACACCUAUAUCUGGCUGCAUCAAACAAAACCUGCGAGAUCGCGAUCUUUCCCCCAGUAAGAAGCAACGAAAAUCUCAUUGGUUUACAAACCCUUACACGAUUCACCUCGCUCACAAUCGACCAGCUACAUAACUUCACGAUUUGUGAUAACAUGUAUUCAUAUAGAAACACGAGUUUAUUCCUCUAAUUAUCUAAUGCAACUUGCGGGAAGGCUUAUCCUCAUGUAGUAGAAACACACGAAUACUAGAACAUCGAAUUUCAGUUUUCCAGUGGCUUCUUCCCGGCAGAGACGCUUACCACAGGAUACUGCUAGAAGAAUUCUUCAAUUUUUCACAUUUGAAAAGCCUCUUGAAAAAAAACGAGGGGGUUGGUAUUCAUGUCUAUUAUUGAGGAUUUUGAGAAAUAUUUCGUUCCUUCCUCAAAUCAUUUGCUUACGAAUUGGCAUUCCACACAUCAGCUUAGAAAAAUUCAGUGUCUUGCUUUAAGAAGUAUAUUUGAUAUACAACAGUUUAUUCUUAUGCAUCUGCAUCGUCUGCAAUAGCAUUCAAGUGCUCUUCAAUCUCAUCCUCGGUCAAAACUUCGAAUUUGCCAUCCUUUCCCUUGAUACUUCCAACUUCGAUCUCUGAUCCUUUAAAGUCACUCCCCAAUACGUGUCCGAGACAUGUGAUUGCCGUUCGGAUGACUUGGUCAAUCUCAUAUUCUUUCAUUUCUGUUACACGCCUUUCCAAAAAGUUCAUUGCCUCCUGCUCUUUUGGUCCAGACGCCGCAGCAAAAAAGGGCAAAUAAUGUCCAGCGCAGUCCACCUUGAAGACCUGGGGACCCUUUUCAUCGUCGACUCCUACGAAGAGCCCAAUGCAAGCCAGCGGACGAGAGGAUGCCGCCUGGGUAUUCACUUGCGCCAAAUCGGCCAUUCGCCGGGCCAGAACACCCACGGGCAUCUGAUAUCCAUUGUCGAAGGCCCACUUACCGGCCUCGUACCUGGCUCGCUGCACCAUCGACUUUGAAUCGGCCAUGGGUCCUGUGACACAGCAUCCAAUUUUUUGUGUAAGUUUGAACAAGUGAGUGACGCUGGAUGGCUCCAUCAGUCGAUCUGGAACCUUUUUCUGGGUUACUACACAAACACUGUCCUUUCCUCGAACGGCCACGCCCGUCAAUCCAGAGUUUGCGGCUUUGAAGCAGUACUCCAUUUGAUACAAACGGCCCUGCGGAGAGAAAAUAGAAAUGUGAUGGUCAUAAUUGCUGUGCGUUGUAUAGUUUUUGUUGAAAAAGGUUGGUGAGGCGCGAGAGAUUCCACUCGUGGUAUUGUUGAUUCAGAAGACAAUGCUAUCGUCAUCGUUUGCUUGCAACGACGUAUCCACAAAGGGAACAUUUAGCAUCCUCUUGGCUACUUACGAAUCGCGACUCAUGGUAUUUUUUUGGUAUUGAGUUUAAAAAUAGUGAUACAGAUCUCUGCUAAGGACAAUUUUACUGAAGUUACUUGCAGUGGAUGGGAUGAUGCCUUGACUUUGAUACUUUUAUUAGUCUUGCUACUCGCGUUCGGUUGUGUAGCAAUCGGGUUAGGGAGUGAGUGUUGUGAGUCUCGCAUGGGUUUCGUUGAUUUUUACUGUCUCCGUUUUUACAUCGUUUGUUCGGUUUGCUUCGAGGAUCUUCUAAAACUUUGGGGGCACGAAAAUAUAUUUCGUCAAAACUGGGGAUCACAAAUAGGUACAUACUUUUUGUUCAUAAUUUUCGUUCAGUACUAAUUAUGCAUUACAGUACCGUACGGUAAAACCAUAAAUGUACGGUACGUACUAAGGAUACCUUCAAAAAUAAAUUCUUUUUUGCUGUUCUAGCUAUUAGUCAAAAUACCGUACCACUACCAGCAUUACCACUACUAGUAGUAGUACUAGUAAGUACAUAUUGUAAUACUAGUACUACUAAUACAAGAAACAAGAAGAUCACUGCUAGUAGUAGUAGCAGUAGUACUAGUAACAUUAACGUAUCUUGUUGCUGUUGCUGUUGCUGCUGAUGUUUUUGUUGUUCUUCUUUUUGAUCGCUCCUUCUUCUUCUUCUUCCACCAGCAUCAGCCAGCAGCACAUCCCAGACGAUUUCGUCGCCUUUCGUAAUACUAGUGCAUGCAACUGCACUGAUGAUACUAUGGUGUGAUAGAAUCGGUGAUUUGUAUUUUCUCUAUUCUAUGGCUUUAUGAAAUUGUUUCCUUUGAACUAUUCAAUAGUGUUCCUGAAGCUAUCUUCACCGUGUUCUCCUUUCAAACAUUGAGCACGAUGUUCUCAAUAAGAUUUUCCUCAUCCUCAUUUUUACAUAGAGGACAAUCGUCACCCAAGAUAGAAAUACACAUCUCUUGGUAACUCGAACGGCGGUUUCGCUUCACCAACGCAGCGUGGUCUUUCCCCUUGAGCUCGCUGAUGUUGGAUUCAAAUAGCCAAUUUUCCCCCAUUCUAUCUACUGUCAAUGAUGACUGUUGUAGUGUUUCGUCAACCUGAACCUGGUUGAGCUCUUUGAAGCUAGGCACAUCCCCAUUUCUGAUGUUGAUGGGGGCAUAGAUAUAACUCGGAAUGGAAGUUUGAGAAGCCGGCAACGAUGGUACGGGUGAUUGAUAUGGGAACUCGUUUUGACCCCGUUUCUUUUCAUUUGUGUUCCCAUAUUGCUUCGCUCUUAAUGGCCUUGCAAUUUCUUUACAGCAUCCAUCGUCUCCUCGCACAAAGGUUGGAUGGUAGUAACAAGAAUCCCAGAACGGUUUGACGGCGGUGAUCUUGUGAAACCCAUAUAAAUUGCACUGUCGUUGGAACGAACGGUACUUUGAUUUUUUAAAGUACUUCGGCAAUACCUCGUCUACAAAUAGCUGCUCAUCAUGUACCCGAAAGCUCCGCCCAUCUUGGUGCCACGAGACAAUAUGGGCGAGUCCCUGGCGCUCUGUCUCCAUCAGCAUGCGGUAUAAUUUGCACGGAAACUUCAUGUCCGGGUCGCGAACGUGAUGUUUACUAACAGCAGAGAGAUCGAGAUUUUUCAGAAAUUUGGUCAUUUUCUGUUCAGAAAUAUAAUGUGUGCUGUGUU